AUGGCGGCAGAAGUGCUUCCGCUGGCACAGUUGAAGCUGCCGUCGGGGCCGAGUCCCGUGACGGCCGAACAGCGGUACUGGAGGUCGUUCAAGAACCAGAAAUCCCACACGUCGACGGCAUCAUGGCCCAUCUCGCACAUCAGCUUCCCCGCCGCGACCGGCGCGGCCCUGUCCAACUCACUCGUCGCCGCCACCAAGCUCAACGACCUAUUCGCAGUGACAUCGGGGCCCCGCGUCGAUAUCUUUUCGAUCCGCAAACGUGAGCUCCUCAAAACCAUCGGCCGGUUCGACAGUGAGGCCCACUGCGGCGAGAUUCGCGCCGAUGGUAGGGUGCUGGUCGCCGGCGAGGACUCGGGCAGGAUGCAGGUGUUUGAUGUGGGCGGUGGCACGAGGGCCGUCAUACUCAAGACGUGGCAUAUCCACAAACAGCCCGUGUGGGUGACCAAGUGGUCGCCAACCGAGCUGACCACGCUCAUGAGCGCCAGUGACGACAAGACCGUUCGCCUGUGGGAUCUGCCGUCAAACGAACCGAGCCGCGUAUUCACCGGGCACUCAGACUACGUACGCUGCGGUGCGUUCAUGCCAGGCGUGAACAGCAACCUGCUGGUCUCGGGCUCCUACGAUGAGACGGUCCGGGUCUGGGAUGCCAGGGCACCCGGCGGCUCCGUCAUGACGUUUAAGCAUGCCGAUCCGGUCGAAGACAUCCUACCCUUGGCCUCCGGUACUACUCUUCUGGCCGCUGCCGGCAACGCCAUCUCCGUCCUCGAUCUCGUCGCAGCAAAACCGCUCCGCCUCAUUACCAAUCACCAAAAGACCGUUACAUCCCUUUCCCUGGCCUCCAACGGCCGACGCGUCGUUAGCGGCGGUCUCGAUGGUCACGUCAAGGUAUUCGAGACAACCGACUGGAACGUGGUGGCCGGGUCCAAGUACCCGAGCCCGAUCCUUUCCCUCUCCGUCAUCGCCGCGGGCGCGGCCCAAGAAGACCGGCAUCUCGCCGUAGGCAUGCAGUCGGGCGUGCUUUCGAUACGGACGCGGCUGUCCGGCGCAGCUGCCGAAAAGGCACGCGACCGCGCCGCGGUGGAAGCUGCGCGGGACAUGGGUACCGAAGCGCUCGAGAAGCUGGACGCCCAAAAGGCCAAGCGGAAGCGCGCAGCCGUGACCAACAAAGCCAUGGACCUCCUCGGCGAGGGCGUCGACGUCAUCAUCCCGACCGACGCGCCCGGCGGCGGCCGCUCGCGGCGCGUCAAGCUCAAGCCGUGGCAGCGCAACUUCCGCCAGGGCCGCUACGCCGCCGCGCUCGACGACGUCAUCGACAUGACCAGCCCGGAAUACCAGCCCGUGACGGCGCUGACCCUCCUCGUCGCGCUGCGCCACCGCUCCGCCCUGCGCGAGGCGCUCGAGGGCCGCGACGAGAUAACCGUCCUGCCCCUCCUCAGGUGGGCCAGCAAGUACAUCUCGGACCCGCGGUACCUGAGCAUCUGCGUCGACAUGGGGUUUCACCUGCUCGAUCUCUACAGUGAGCACGUGGGCGGCAGCGCUGAGCUCGCGGCGCAGUUUCAGCAGCUGCUGGGCAAAGUGUCCAAGGAGGUGGAGAAGGCGCAGAUGGCCAUCCAGACCAACGGCAUGGUGGAGAGUCUAAUGUUCGGGGUGAUGUAG
Messenger RNA from Parathielavia appendiculata, 1656 nucleotides. Its product is annotated as WD40 repeat-like protein. NCBI's taxonomy places the organism in Eukaryota, Fungi, Ascomycota, Sordariomycetes, Sordariales, Chaetomiaceae. The record is from RefSeq and is a predicted model, not a curated record. Gene Ontology annotation, cellular component: nucleolus. Gene Ontology annotation, molecular function: protein binding. Gene Ontology annotation, biological process: positive regulation of transcription by RNA polymerase I; rRNA processing. Bases 1 to 1656 code for a protein of 551 amino acids. The transcript has a single exon.